Molecule: messenger RNA, 903 nt
Organism: Fusarium sp. VM40
Lineage: Eukaryota; Fungi; Ascomycota; Sordariomycetes; Hypocreales; Nectriaceae
Source: the annotation of a GenBank genome assembly
AUGUCACUGAUUCGAAUCGCUAUCGCAGGUGCAACCGGCAACCUUGGACCAGCUAUUCUGACGGCCCUGCGUUCCUCAAAGCUAUUCGACAUCACCGUUCUGACUCGAGCGACCUCCACACAUAAGUUUCCAGACGAUGUCAAAGUUUCACGUGUUGACUAUAAGAACGAAUCCUCUUUGAUCGAAGCGCUGCGUGAUCACAAGGCUGUUGUUUCUACUCUCUCUAUCUUUGGGGACAAUGCUCAGGAGGCCCUGGUAGACGCUUCCAUCAAGGCUGGCGUUAAGCGUUUCAUCCCGUCGGAAUUUGGAAGCGACACCUCGAACCCACUGGUCGCCAAAAUCCCGAUUUUUGCGCCAAAGGUACAGCUCCAGGAAUACUUAAAGACCAAAGCACGCGAACAUGAUGGCUUUUCAUACACUUUCAUCUUCAACGGUCCGUUUCUUGACUGGGGCCUAGCGGCAGGCAUGCUGGUGGAUAUCAAGAACAAGUCAGCGACACUUCGAGAUGGCGGCGAUGUCCUCUUUAGUUCGUCGCGACUUUCUACUGUUGGCCAAGCUGUCGUGGGAGUUCUUUCCAACCUCGAUGCUACAGCCAAUAGGGCUGUUUAUGUCAAGGAUGCUGAUGUGUCUCAAAACCAACUGAUCUCCAUCGCCAAAGAGCUUGAUCCCUCUGGCACGUGGAACACCACCGAGGCAGAGACUGCGGUCGAGGAGCGAGAGGCUCUGGAGAAGUUCAACCCUACUCAACCCGACAUUGGCGUGAUUUCCAAGUUCCUCUUCAGAGCCAUUUUUGGGCAAGGCUUCGGGGGCAGGUUCGAAACUGUCGAUAACGAGCUGCUCGGAGUCAAGGGCUUGGAUGCUCAAGGAGUUAAGGAGGUGGUGAAGGGUGUUCUAGGUGCUUGA